Messenger RNA from Mesorhabditis spiculigera, 1563 nucleotides. The record is from the annotation of a GenBank genome assembly. NCBI's taxonomy places the organism in Eukaryota, Metazoa, Nematoda, Chromadorea, Rhabditida, Rhabditidae.
AUGGUUCGCUCAUUCGGCUCGGCCCUCGUGCUCGCCCUGUUCACUCAUCUCUUGCUCGCCGAUGGGGUUGGCGAUUCGGCGUUCCAGGCCCGAGUGAGACGCCAGGAAGAACCCACAGCUUCGCCUGACCCUCCGUCCGCUCCCCCAAGCGAGCCCCCGACCGCUCCCCCGACCGAGCCGCCGGCCCCGACCACGUGUGAAUAUCCGUUCGUAUGCUACACCCAGGAAUGGAUGAUAACGCAGGGCAUGAAAGUUCCGGUCCCGGAUCCCGAGCUCUGCAAAAAGUCCACUGAAGGAUGCCAAGCACCUGCCUGCGAACUUGGGCAUGUCUUUGCCGACAAGUCUGGGGCCAAGAACUGGAUAGCCGAAUGCGAUCCGACCGCGCUGUUUUGCAAACCAGACUCGACCGAGGCUGGGUGUAUCAAACCGACCCCCGUGCAAUCGCUGAUCGACUUGGAACUGGUCGUGCAGAAGGAAGGCGAUGAAAAAGACAAGAAUUGGGAAUAUAUCCUAUUCCCGUUCAACUUUUGCACGCGACAAAUGAUUAUUGCUGGCAGUUGCCCAGCUGACAGGUUCGAAAAGUUCAACCCGGCCCAGCUGACCCUAUCUCCGAAAUACGUGCCCAUGUGCGACGCCGGAUAUGUGAUGCCAAAAAGCCUCCGCACCGGCGCCAAGUCUACCUGGUCGUGCCUUUUCAACAUCCAUCAGGCGGCCGGGAUGCUGCCCGAGGCAUUGGAGGUGGCCGGCGAAGGAGAAGAUUGGGAUGUUCUACGUCCGGGGGGCCUUUGCCCCGACCAUCAUCAACAUCAGCACCACGGAAGAAAGCCAUGCCCCCUGGCCCCGAUCUGCUCUGAUGUCGAAAGCGGACGGUAUCUCCCUGCUAUCCUCGCCGAACUGGGCAUGAAGUUUGAGAAGCCGACGUAUUGCAACGAGCUAUGCUACUACAAAGGGCGAGGCCGAAGUGAAGCGGGGAUCAAGGAUGACCGUGAAGACUGCAUCUGGCCGGGCGUCAUCAUCGACAAGGCACCUGUGUACAUCGGCUCGUUCCCCUACAGCUUUUCUGGCCCGUUCGCCGACUGGCUGGACGAUAAGGACUUUUCGGCGAUGACUUUGGCCGAGGCAGCCGACCGCCCGGCGCCCACCGACACGAGUAACCUCAAGUACCCGCGCUGCUACAAUAUCACCAAGCGGCCGGAUAUCAUGGUGGCGAAUUUAUUAAAUCAUUACGAGCUUGAGGAGCAAAAGGUGUGCGCUGGAGUGUUCCCCGACGCGGCUCUGGAGGAAGAGCAACCCUCGCUUGGUGUCAUUUUUGGAAUCUUUGGCGGAGUGACCGUGCUUCUGUUCGUCAUCGGAUUGUUCGUCGUCAUCAGCUGCAACAAGUCGUCCGGCGGUGACAUUAGUGGCGAGAAAGGCAAGGGCAAGAAGAAGAAGUCGGGCGGCGGAGGCGGCGAAUCGAAGGAGGCCAGGUCGACGGCCCAGAACGACGAGGAGAAGAAGGAGGGCGAGGAGGAGAAGCCCGCCGAAUCUGUGCAAGCCAAGACUGAUUUGGACUCGGUCCAAGCG